Molecule: messenger RNA, 615 nt
Organism: Sphenostylis stenocarpa
Lineage: Eukaryota; Viridiplantae; Streptophyta; Magnoliopsida; Fabales; Fabaceae
Source: the annotation of a GenBank genome assembly
AUGAGUUUUGUUUUCCGAGGGAGUAGGGGAGAUAUUGAAAGUGGUUUUUCAGAAUAUGUUCCUGAAAGAACCUUGAUGCGUGUGCAUCCAGCUCGGCCAGUUAAUGGCAAUUCUCUAGCUUUUCUUAUCACAGUUAUUUUGAUAUUCAUGAUAUUAAACUCCCCGCAGAUGUUACAUCAUUUUUUGCUCUGGGUUGUACUGGCUAUCUUCGUGAUGGCUACAAGUCUGAGGAUGUAUGCAACUUGUCAACAGCUUCAAGCACAGGCUAGGGCUCAUGCUGCAGCAGCCUCUGGGUUGCUUGGGCACACUGAACUCCGUCUUCACAUGCCACCAUCGAUUGCAAUUGCAACAAGAGGAAGAUUGCAGGGACUUAGACUUCAGCUUGCACUUCUUGACCGUGAAUUUGAUGAGCUAGUUGAAAAGGCCCUAAAAUGGGCGUUGAAAGCAGAUAAAGGCUUGUCUUACACUAUUUGUUAUGUUCUUGAUUUUGUAGCAGAUUAUGAUACUUUGAGAGCUCUGGACACUGAUGCUGCUCCUAGUACUCGUUCAAUGUCUGAGGAAGAGAUAAAUGCCUUGCCUAUUCACAUUUAUAAAGUUCCAGUCCCACCAAAGUGA